AGAGAGAGAGAGAGAGAGAGAGAGAGCGUUAAUGGCAUUUAUUCGCCCUAUUCCCCUCCUUAUUCUCCUCUUAUUCCUCCGCUUAUUCACCUACCCUUCUCUCGCCCUAAUCUACGUCUCCACCCCCAACUCCACCUUCCUCCCCCUCUCCCCCUCCUCCUCCUCCGCCUCCGAUGACUCCUCCGCUUCGUUGUUGCUCCGUGAGAUCGUCGACGCGAUCGCGGCGAAGGAGCGGUGGGACGCGAAAGACGGGGUUAGGGUUGCGGAUCUCGACCGCGGCGGGGUCAGGGUGCGGAGCGCGCGGAGGUACGAGGUGCGGGGGAGGGCGGGGAGGACGACGGUGGCGGCGACGUUCUCCGACGAGGCGGCGGGGUGGAGAAGGGCUCGGGAAGGGGGCGACGGCGUUGUGGUGGUGGAGGAGGGGGAGGAUUUGGUCGGAGGGGACGGCGCGGUGGGGUUGGGUUUGGGAGCGGCGAUUAGGGAUUUCGAACUGGUGGGGCCGUUCGAUUUGAGGGUCGGUGGAGGAGAUCAUGAUGAGAUCGCGCUUCAUUAUCCCCUGCUGAAUACCACCAAUGUAGGUUUGAAGCGUUUACUCGUCGGUGAAGGCAUCAAAAUAAAGGUUGCAGGUGCCCAACAAGUCUCGUUCUCUCACCCUUACGAUAUUGGUCUAUCAAUGAAUGGCAUCUUGGCUCCUCAUGAUGUAGGUCAUUGCCAUAUUUGGCCCCUCAGUUAUCCCGCAUGCGCCCUAUUACUGUCCAUAGAUAUUGUAGGAUCAAUUAGGGUUUUUGUACAAAGCACCCAUACCUCUCGAUACAAGUCGAGUGACACCAUUGAGUUAUUACCUAAGAAAUGUUACAAUAAAAGACCAAGCAGUGAGAUUUCUUCAUGCUUGUUCUGCUCAGCUAGUUCCAGAUUGAGUUUGUUUGGCAGCGUCUUGAUAAAGGUGCUAAGAAAAAGAACUUUUGAGAAUAAUAAACCGAUUCGGUUCCUAAAAGCUAAAGUAACGGCUGCCGCUGAAGUUAAAUUCCGUAUAGAGCUGGAGAAAAGGCUUACAGAGAAUGAUAGGGCUUGGAAGAAGAUCCCGGCGUGGAAAACAAAACCUAGGGUUGACCGCGUGUGGCUUGAGGUGGUGGCUAGAGUUGAAGAAGGGGGGCGGUUGAAGGCUGUGCUACUAAAGAAGCUCGGCAGAAGCUUCUCUAUAGAUGAUUCUGUUGCCUGGAGCAACAUGAUGUCUAAUGUUUCUUUCACGCAGUUCCCGUCUUUCGUCGUACAUCCAAAAGCAUUGACACUGGACGUGAAAUGGUAACUAUAUAAUCAUAUAUUUAUCUUGUAUUUUAAAGGUAAGUUUACAUGCAUAUAUUAAUCUCUUUUUUUGGCUGUAUCGGUAACUUUUGAGGUUUGUUGCUUUUCUAAAGGCUCUCUUGUCUAGAUGAAAGUAUUUUAGCCAAUGCUUGGAGGUUUGUAAAUUUGCCUUGUAUAUCAAGGUAGGACUUAUUGGAGCUCUUCUUUUAAUCUUUUCGAAUUUUAUGUGAAUUGAUAUCAUUAUUUCUCUCU
This is a messenger RNA of Ananas comosus (pineapple), 1554 nucleotides long. RefSeq lists its product as uncharacterized. The coding region runs from base 32 to 1306 and encodes 424 amino acids. Lineage: Eukaryota; Viridiplantae; Streptophyta; Magnoliopsida; Poales; Bromeliaceae. The record is from RefSeq and is a predicted model, not a curated record. The transcript has 3 exons.